AUGGCUCAACAAGCACCCGAAUUUAAACUUGUGUUAGUUGGUGACGGUGGUGUUGGAAAAACAACAUUCGUCAAACGACAUUUGACCGGUGAAUUCGAAAAGAAAUACAAUGCAACCGUCGGUGUUGAAGUUCAUCCACUUCAAUUUCAAACAAAUCGGGGUUUAAUUGUCUACAACGUCUGGGACACAGCUGGCCAAGAGAAAUUCGGCGGUCUCCGAGAUGGUUAUUACAUUGGUGGUCAAUGUGCGAUCAUCAUGUUCGACGUGACGUCACGUAUCACAUACAAAAACGUGCCCAACUGGCACAAGGAUUUAAUUCGUGUAUGUGAAAACAUUCCCAUUGUCCUCUGUGGUAAUAAAGUCGACGUUAAAGAUCGUAAAGUUAAAGCUAAAGCUAUAACAUUUCACCGUAAAAACAACAUGCAAUACUAUGAUAUUAGCGCCCGAUCAAAUUACAACUUCGAAAAACCGUUUCUCUGGUUAGCACGUAAAUUAGCUGGCGAUGCCAACCUUGAAUUUACUGCUAUGCCAGCUCUUAUGCCAGCUGAAGUUCAAAUGGAUAGCGAAAAAAUCAAGGAAUACGAACGGGAAAUAGCCGAUGCUCAAAAUGCAGCAUUACCCGACGAUGACGAAGAUUUGUGA
Adineta ricciae is the source of this 642-nucleotide messenger RNA. The record is from the annotation of a GenBank genome assembly. NCBI's taxonomy places the organism in Eukaryota, Metazoa, Rotifera, Eurotatoria, Adinetida, Adinetidae.